UCGAGGUCUUAGCAAGCAGCAAGGCGCGCCGUAUUUCGCGCCAGAAGACAAGUUAUAAACAACGGAGAUCGAGAGGUGAGUCCAACCACGGGGGAAGUUGGCGGUGCAUCAGCGAGGGAAUUUUGACAGAAUUUUAAGAAAGACCGAAUCAUCAAAUAGGUCUACCUACAAAAUGGCAGAUAUAGAUGCAGUGCUCAAGGAAACAGGAAAAGAAAAUCUGGUCGAUGCCAUGACCGGUGUAUGUGUAGAUACCAAAGAUGCCACUACCAGUCCUCAAGGGAAUAAAUCUAAGAAGAUGCAUCUUGAACCACCUCACGAUGAGCUUCAAUAUCUUCAGUUGAUUCGUCGAAUCAUUGAUGAGGGACAAACGAAGGAUGAUCGUACUGGCGUUGGAACCAGAUCCAUCUUUGGUGUCCAGAGCAGAUACAAUCUCAGAGGUCAAUUCCCUCUUUUGACGACAAAAAGAGUCUUCUGGCGAGGUCUUGCAGAGGAAUUGCUGUGGUUCAUCAGAGGAUGUACUAGCGUCAAAGCCCUCACGGAUAAGAAUGUCCACAUCUGGGAUGCCAAUGGCUCGCGGGAGUUUCUAAACAAACGUGGCCUGAGCCACUAUGAAGAAGGUGAUCUUGGCCCUGUUUAUGGUUUCCAAUGGCGUCAUUUUGGUGCUGAGUACAAGACUAUGCAUGAUGAUUACACAGGACAAGGCGUAGAUCAAUUAGCCAAUGUCAUCCAUCAGAUUAAGACCAAUCCUAACGACAGACGCAUUAUUAUGAGUGCUUGGAAUCCAUGUGAUCUGGAUAAAAUGGCCCUCCCACCAUGCCAUGCCUUUGUGCAAUUUUAUGUCGUCAAUAAAGAACUGUCUUGUCAGCUCUAUCAACGAUCUGGAGACAUGGGGCUUGGAGUACCUUUUAACAUUGCCAGUUACUCCCUACUGACCUACAUGAUUGCUCAUGUAACUGGCUUAACUCCAGGGGACUUUGUACAUACCAUUGGUGAUGCACAUGUUUAUAAAAACCACAUUGAUGCUCUUGAAGAACAGCUUAAACGUCAGCCUCGCCCGUUCCCCACCCUUAACAUCAAGAGGAAAGUGGAAAACAUUGAUGACUUCACCAUGGAAGAUUUUGAGAUCUGUGACUACAAACCACAUCCUAAGAUUACCAUGGAAAUGGCUGUUUAAGACUGGUUGAAAUUUUCAAAAUGAAUAAUUUGGUUGAUUUUCAUAUUUUGAAUACAUGGACUAUGCAAACUUCCUAUGACAAACCAAAUUGCUGAAUCAGGAUUACGUCUUUAAGCUGGACCCUACUAAACUAAACUUGGACUUAGAGCUACUAAAACACGCUAACAUUCCUAUGCAACAUGCUUGAAUGCUCUCGGCAAAAUAUGCUCAGGGUGAAGGGAAUUUACUUAGAUAUUUGGUUUGUGACCAAUGCCAGUGUGCUCAGCAAUCAACAUUAGAUCUUUGAAAUCAGAUCUUUUGUAAGAACUGCGUGUAUUCUAAGGGCUGCAGCCUCUUUAAUGCACAACAAAAGCAAAAUGUCUUCCAGUGAAGUGAUGUUCUUCAACUUCACAUUGUCUUUUUAAUGUACAGCACAAGGAUGACAUUUCUCCAAAGUAUAUAUGAAACCUGUGAGCAGUAUCAUAGAUUUUUUGUAAUUUCAUACAUUAUGUUCAUAUUUUGUGAUAUUUUCUAGGCUUUCUGGACGUUCUAGUUGUGAGAAGUAUACGUGGUCUCAGCAAGUACAUCUUGAUAUUGAAAGUAUUUACAGUCCAUUGCACACGGCAAGUUUGAUCAAAGACUGCAGUUAACCAUAGUUGGACUAACUUUGAAUGCAUGCUAGUCAAUGGUUUGACUAGUCUAGUCAGCUAUUCGUGACCAGCCUAUCGAGAUUGGUCGCAUCAUUGGUUGCUAUAAAGAGAGGACCAGUGAUAAGAAAAAUGCACAUGCUUGUCACCAGUAAACGACCAUUUUCACUUGUAUUUCUGCCAGUUUGCCCUUGGGCUUCGUGCGGCCAACCUUUCUCCCCUUCUGCCUGGAGACCUGACAGUGGCUGACAAGGGUCGCUCACACUUCAACUUUACCACACAUGCGCUAGGUAUGUCACAAACUGACGUCUAGUCAACUGGUGGUCCCUGAUCAAACUUGGCCAUUGUUGCUAAUCUACACAGGUAUAUUUACACUGUCUGAUUUUCACAUGAAAUAUGGAUGGUUUUUCCCAGCAAAAUUUCAUGUUAUGAAGGUGAACCAAAAUGUUAAACCAUUAGAGAAGGUUUUUGCUGUUCAUAUCUAUGACAAUACUAAUGUACAUCCACUUUUAUGCAUAAACCCUGAUAGUUCUCAAUCCUUGGCCAGUGGAGAAUUGAAAACUAUUGGGGAUGAGGUAGAUUAGUAGAUUUGCUUUAUUUGAAUACUUUUUGUACUUCUGUAGUCCUUUAAGGUUUUGGACAAUUUGAUCAUCAAAUGACAUUUGAAAUCUAUGCAGUCUGUUCUCAAGAGUGCAUGUGGGCGUUGUUACACUCUGCAAUAAUGGCAAUACAUUUUAAAUGGGUCGAGCUUAAUCUGGGGAAAGUUCAUUUUAAAGUUCGGUGCUGCUCACAAACUAACAGAAACCAAAUACAUGCACAUGUAAAUCGUUUUUGACAUCGAGAAGUUCAUUUUAUUCUCCACAGGAGAAAUUUGUACAUACAUAUAUUUGUACCGUUACAGGUUUUGCUGUUUCACCUGUCUCACAUAGUUUAAAACUCUCCCUAUCUUUAUAGUUGUGAAUAUUAAAAGAAACGGUGCUAAACGUUCA
Acanthaster planci (crown-of-thorns starfish) is the source of this 2789-nucleotide messenger RNA. RefSeq names its product thymidylate synthetase (gene tyms). Gene Ontology annotation, biological process: dTMP biosynthetic process. Gene Ontology annotation, molecular function: thymidylate synthase activity. The record is from RefSeq and is a predicted model, not a curated record. Gene Ontology annotation, cellular component: mitochondrion; cytosol. NCBI's taxonomy places the organism in Eukaryota, Metazoa, Echinodermata, Asteroidea, Valvatida, Acanthasteridae.